Hippocampus comes (tiger tail seahorse) is the source of this 6871-nucleotide messenger RNA. RefSeq names its product lysine demethylase 5C (gene kdm5c). NCBI's taxonomy places the organism in Eukaryota, Metazoa, Chordata, Actinopteri, Syngnathiformes, Syngnathidae. Gene Ontology annotation, cellular component: nucleus; chromatin. Bases 428 to 5236 code for a protein of 1602 amino acids. The transcript has 29 exons. The record is from RefSeq and is a predicted model, not a curated record. Gene Ontology annotation, biological process: chromatin remodeling; regulation of DNA-templated transcription. Gene Ontology annotation, molecular function: histone H3K4me/H3K4me2/H3K4me3 demethylase activity; DNA binding.
AACGUUGCGGACGCGCAGCGAGGACUCGGGGUUGCGCUUCAGCCGUCAGAGAAAAAAAAGAAAAGAAAAAAAACAAGAUGGCGACUCGUCAAGAAAGAUAGGAUGGCCUGAAGGGAGUGAUGGUGUUUGUCGGAAAAGGAUUACUAACAACACGACCGUCACCAGUAGCGAUUCGUGCCUAAAAUGAAACGGAUGCCUCGCGUCCAGAUUUUGAGUGUUUAGCAGAGUGUAGAACGUACGGGGUGAUUUGAAGCGGCCAACUUUGCUUGUAGCUGUUAGCAACGCUAGCUCGCCAGCGGCAUCAAAGCACAGCUGGCCCUCGUUAGCCAACCACCUAUAAGCAACAAGCAGCAGUCAGCAGUCACUGCCACAAGACGAAGGAGAGCGGCCCCGUCAUAGCCCGGGACAUCGAGGUGUCUUCGGGGCAAUGGAAGGGGACGAGUUUGUAGCGCCUCCGGAGUGUCCCGUUUUCGAGCCGUCAUGGGAGGAGUUCAAGGAUCCUCUGGGCUACAUCGCCAAAAUACGUCCAAUUGCAGAAAAGUCUGGAAUCUGUAAAAUUCGACCACCAUCAGACUGGCAACCACCAUUUUCAGUGGAGCUGGAUACGUUCCGAUUUACGCCACGCAUCCAGAGGCUUAAUGAACUGGAGGCGGAGACUCGAGUGAAGCUUAACUAUUUGGACCGCAUUGCCAGGUUUUGGGAGAUCCAGGCUUCCUCCUUGAAAAUCCCGCAUAUCGAGAGGCGCAUCCUUGAUCUAUUUGGCCUGUCAAAGGUUGUGUCUGAUGAAGGCGGUUUUGAGAUGGUCUGCAAAGAACGACGCUGGGCCCGUGUAGCUCAGAGACUCGGCUACCCUCCUGGCAAGAACAUCGGUUCUCUUCUGCGCUCGCAUUAUGAGAGGAUUGUCCACCCCUUUGAAAUGUUCCAGUCUGGUGCCAGCUUGCCGCAUUGCAAGCCAAAGCACUACGAUGGUGAGGAAGUGGACAAGGAGUACAAGCCCCACUCCAUCCCUCUGCGUCAGUCUGUGCACCCAUCUAAAAUGAGCAGUUAUGGGCGCCGAGCGAACCGCUGCCAGCCAGAUGGUCCGGAGGAUCCGAACCUCCAUCCUCUCACCACUGGCUCUCAACUCAUCACAGCGCCCGAACCUACUGAGGAAGACAUAGAGAAGAACCCAGAAUUGAAGAAGCUGCAGAUCUAUGGCGCCGGGCCCAAGAUGAUGGGACUUGGACUUGUUGCACGAGACAGAGGCAUUAGGAAGAAGGAUGAACUGCCUCAAACUGUGACUGUCAUGGACAGUACACCAUCUGUUCCUGGUGUCACUUGUGUAAAAGGGGAGCCUCUGCUUACACAAGACAGACCAACCGAAGAGUGCUCUGCCACCCCCCAGGAUUCCCCUGCCAGCAUCCCGGUCAAAACAGAAGUCAAAGCAGACGUCAAAGCAGAAGUCAAAGCAGAGGCCAAGUCCGAAGUGAAGACUGAAGUUAAGAGAGAAGAAUUGGAAGAGCAUCUUCAUAAAGAAAGUCGCCAACAUUUUACAGAUGGUCCAUGCACCAAAAUGACAAUGAGGCUACGACGCAACCUCAACAAUAUGCAGAGUGUGGAUUCCUUUGUGUGUCGGAUGUGUGGUCGCGGAGAUGACGACGAGAAACUCUUGCUGUGUGAUGGUUGUGAUGACAACUACCACACUUACUGUCUGCUGCCCCCUCUCACUGAUCCUCCCAAAGGCAACUGGCGAUGCCCAAAGUGUGUUGCCGAAGAGUGCAAGAAGCCUUCAGAAGCGUUUGGCUUUGAACAAGCAACUCGUGAGUACAGUCUGCAGACUUUUGGGGAGAUGGCCGACGCUUUCAAAGCAGAUUACUUCAACAUGCCUGUCCAUAUGGUUCCCACCGAGCUUGUGGAGAGGGAGUUCUGGAGGUUAGUUAGCAGCAUUGAGGAGGAUGUGACUGUCGAAUAUGGAGCAGAUAUCCACUCCAAAGAGUUUGGCAGCGGCUUCCCAAUGAACAAUGGCAAGAGGAUUCUGACAAAAGAGGAGGAGGACUACGCCCGCAGUGGCUGGAACUUGAAUGUUAUGCCCGUACUGGAGCAGUCUCUCCUGUGCCAUAUUAAUGGCGAUAUCUCUGGCAUGAAGGUGCCUUGGCUUUAUGUUGGCAUGGUAUUCUCCGCUUUCUGCUGGCACAUUGAGGAUCAUUGGAGCUACUCCAUCAACUACCUGCACUGGGGCGAACCCAAAACCUGGUAUGGAGUACCUUCAGUAGCUGCUGAGCGACUAGAGGGGGUGAUGAAGAAACUGACUCCCGAAUUAUUUGAGUUCCAGCCUGACCUUUUGCACCAGUUGGUCACAAUCAUGAACCCAAACAUCCUCAUGGCUCAUGGUGUACCGGUUGUCAGGACCAACCAGUGUGCCGGCGAAUUUGUCAUCACUUUCCCCAGAGCAUACCACAGUGGUUUCAACCAGGGAUAUAAUUUUGCAGAAGCGGUCAACUUCUGUACAGCAGACUGGCUACCUGCCGGUCGUUCCUGCAUUGAGCAUUAUCGACGUCUACGGCGGUAUUGCGUCUUCUCUCACGAAGAGCUCACUUGUAAAAUGGCAGCCAGUCCAGAGAAACUAGAUCUUAAUCUUGCUGCAGCGACACACCGGGAAAUGUUUAUUAUUGUUCAGGAGGAGAGAAAGCUCCGGAAAGCUCUGAUGGAAAGGGGCAUCACUGAAGCAGAGCGGGAGGCGUUUGAGCUGUUACCUGAUGAUGAACGACAGUGUGACAAAUGCAAGACAACGUGUUUCCUCUCAGCACUGGCUUGUUCAACCUGCCCCGAGCGUCUGGUGUGCCUAUAUCACACUCAGGAUCUGUGCAACUGCCCCAUUGACAAACUCUACCUCAGGUACAGAUACACCCUGGAUGAGUUGUUGGCCAUGUUACACCGCUUAAAGGUUCGCUCGGAGUCCUUUGAUUCCUGGGCCAACAAAGUAAAAGAGGCGCUUGAGCAUGAGGAUGGAAACAAGAUAGGAAUUGAUUACUUGGAGACACUCAAGACCGAAGCAGCAGAAAGAAAGUUCCCUGACAAUGAACUUCUACGUAAACUCAACACUGUUCUCAAAGACAUAGAGUACUGCCAACAGAAGAGCACUGAACUCCUUGCUAACUCAAAGACCAGUGGCACAAAAAUGACUUUGGCGGAACUGAAAUCAUUGAUAGAGACUAUGCAAAGCCUGCCCUGUGUGAUGGGUCAACUGGACGAAGUGCAGGCGGUUCUGCAGGUGGUGAGCGAUUACCAGAGCCGGGCUCAGGAAUUGGUCAAUGACCGCGACUGGAGGAGGAACUCUGCACCAGCAGAGCUGUUGCAGAUGUUACUGGAUCAAGGAGCUCAGCUGCCUGUCGUGGUGCCAGAGUGUAAUCUGCUUCAGGGCCUUCAGGAGUUGGGGCGCUGGCUGGCAGAGGUCAGGCGCACUUUGGGCACAGAGGGGGGCGAGAGACCAGAGGUGACGUUGGCAGUGUUGAGAAAUCUGAUUGAGGCAGGCUGCAACGUGCCUCAGAGUGCAUCUGUGGAUACAGCCAUGGCAGAACUGCAAGAGCUGCUCACUAUUGCGGAACGUUGGGAGGAGAAAGCGCAGAUCUGUCUUGAACAAAGGCAAAAGCAUCCUCUCUCAACACUGGAGGCGAUUGUGAACGAGGCCCAGCUUAUACCUGUGAAGUUGCCAAACAUUCAAGCUUUGCAGGGCUGUCUAAGCCGCGCACGUGCUUGGGUAACAGACCUGGAGGAAAUCCAGAAUGGGGAGCAUUACCCGUGCUUGGAUGAUUUGGAGGGCCUGGUGGCCAUUGGACGGGACCUGCCCGUCUUCAUGGAGGAGCUGCGACAGCUGGAGCUCCAAGUGGCGAGCGCUCACUCCUGGAGGGACAAGGCCACCAAGACCUUCUUGAAGAAGAGCAGUCAGCACAGCCUACUAGAGGUUUUGUGUCCAUGCGCUAAAAGGAGACACAAUGAGACAUUAGAGGAUGUGGACGACUGUGAUACCAACACUCUAGGCCUAUCCGCUCAAGACCUUCGAGACCCUGCAGCUAUUGUGGUGGCCUUCAAAGAAGGGGAGCAACGGGAGAAGGAGGCACUACUGAGGUUACAGAAAGUCAACAUGGGGAAGACUGGACUUAAUACAGGAGAUUACAAGGAGGGCAAGGGGACGUCGGAUGAUCUCAUGGAAACGGACUCUGCAAUCUGUAUGAAAGAGAACGGGAACUCCCACGGCGCCUCCUCUGUUCAGACGGUGUGCGUGUGUGCUGGUCAGCCACGAGCACCUCAGUUACGCUGCCACCUGUGCAAGGACUGGUUCCACGGUGGCUGCGUUCCCUUCCCCUCGCUGCUGCCCUCUUGUGGACCGCCGGGUAACCCGCGCUGCUGGUGGGACUGGGACUCGCGCUUUCUGUGUCCGCGGUGCCAGCGCUCGCGGCGCCCCCGUCUGGAGACUAUCCUAGCGUUACUGGUGGCCUUGCAGAGGUUGCCCGUGCGCCUGCCCGAGGGCGAGGCGCUGCAGUGUCUCACGGAGCGAGCCAUCACAUGGCAGGGUCAUGCCAAGGAGGCACUGGAGACCCCCGAGCUGCAACAGGCCCUUGAGACGCUCCAAGAACUCAAAGAAACCCCCCCUUGUGACAAAGAGGAGGAAAGUCCACAGAAAGACGCAGACUCCAGCUCAGUCAUUGUUUUAUCCGACUCGGAGGGAGGUGAAGGAGAGGACGGAAUCAUUGAUCUGACGGAAGAUUUCCCUAAAAAUAAAUCCAAGGAGUCCAAUGGCAUUGAGAUGCAUGUUUUCCCGCAGGCCGCUGGUGGCAACGGCAUCAGCAAGAGCUCCAGCAUCACCAGUGUGGGCGCGUUGCUGCCACUGCUGCCCGAGCUCAGAGGUCAGGUGGUGCAGCUUUCGUCAGCCACGAAGGAGCGACUAGAGGAGCUGCAGCUGGAAGGAGAUCUGCUCGAGGUCUCUCUGGACCAGACGCACAUCAUCGGCAGAGUCCUGCAGGCGGCCUCCGAUCCGCCCGUGGCGACACUAUGCACACUCAUUCAGACGGAACUUGAAGAGCAGCAGCGAAGCAGUCGAGGCCGUACGAAGGACUCUAAGAGGAAGCGAAAGAGCCACCGAGGAGGCGACGGCAGCGUUACAGACGGUGUAGGAGCGGCACCGCUGGAUGUUUCCGACUCCAAGAAAACAUGCCCCUCCCCUCGCCAGGCUACCCAGACUCAUAUGGAGACUCUGUGAGGGUGCCCCUUGGCUCUGUCAAAGAAUCGAAUGGAGCAGACUCUGACAAAGGAAAGAUGCGGGACACCCAACACCACAACCUCAUCUCUCAAUCUUGUACACUCCCCCGACACAAAAUCUGACUUCCCAUCUCCCACAAGGUCUGACUUCCCUGGAUCCGUUUCUCCUGUCAGCUGUUUGAAUACUGUCGGAUAAUGUGGGACCUCCUGUAAUAGAAGUGUGUUUGUGGUCUAUUUAGAUUUGUCUCCCAGGUAAGUUGGUAUGCUUCGUUACCCGCAUAUUAAAGUGGAAGCUCCCCCCCUGCCCCACCGCCACCCCAUUCUUGAGCUCCUCGGAUAAGCUAUUCGGAUUUUUGGGUUUCUACGAGGCCACGAUACGACGCAGACUCGCGCCGCAACCUUGAUGACUUUUAUUUUUCUAGUCUUACUGAAGCUCGUGUUGGCAACAUUCGGAAGGGACUGGUGACGUCGUUUUGGGAAGUGUUUAAAACAAGCAUUCAUGUUUUUGGUGCUACUUUCCCAAAAUGGACACUAUGCGACCCUGGAGCAGUGCUGAUUUCGGUCAUCCUCUCAGUUCCACUUCCCUUAUCUGCCAAAUAAGGUAACUUUACUGUAACUCACUUUAUUUCCCAGUUUCAAAUGAUAUUCUUGUUGUUGUUAUUGUUAUUAUUAUUAUUAUUAUUGCAGAGGGACACUGUUAUUGUUUGUGUAUACACUUUUUAUUUGAAUGUUGCCUUUGUUUCUUUUCACUCUUGUUAGAAAAAUAAAGAUUUAGAGAAGAAUUGUUGAGGUAACGCCGAGUCAUUUUUCCCCCCGCCCCCCACUUGCGGAGGGACAGGUAGAACACUAAAAGAAAUAAAGCCGCAAAGCUUGAUGAACAUGGCGUUUAUUUAGAAAAAUCACACCAAGUGGACAGCACAACAUUGAGCAAGGAACUACUGGCUAGCACGAUCACACACGGUCACACUAUUCAAAUAUAAAAAGGUGGUCUCAAUAUCAAACUUGCAUGGAAAAACAAACAUGUCAAAUGAGCUUCGUUGACGUGGAAGACCAACGGCACGUUUUCCACACGAGCCAUUUAGCAGCCACUUGAAGCACAGGGAAGGAAAAUGCUACAACUCAACAACUAAAAGAUUUUUCGAAAAGAUGUGUCCGUAGCCAAAGGGUGCUUUGAAAAAAAUAGCAAGCAUGUUUUUGCUGUAUGCUGUUGUGCCAUUAUGUUCAAAACAUCAAUUUUGUGCUCCCUUUCAAGUCUGACUAAAAAAAAAUAAAAAACACCUUGUGGUCAAAACAGGCAGAUUUCGAGACAGUUCACCUCUGCUGCCUGACUUGAGCUUUUUCUGAGUCAUUUAUUUGUCACCUGGCUAAACAGCAGAUGGCGCAAUCCCCCCUAGUUUUCAUUUGUAUUAUUCCCGAAGCCCUUGGCGCAUUUUCUUUCAAUCAUGCCACACCCCUUUGUCAUUGUUGUGCAUAUCAUGUUUUAUGGCCAAUAAAUCCUCUUUUCCCAUGACCUUCGCAAUGCAGUCCAUCAAUGCAGCUGGUGUAGUUUUCUUGAAUGAAUGAAUGAAUAAUAUUAAUAAUUCUCAGAAGCAGCUUGUUGACAGAUUAGUCAACAUCAUUGUGUAAAUGCAACCAC